CUGGGCGUAUCAGGAAGUGCUGUUGUAAUUUUCAAAGCACUCGCCGAGGCCAGUUUUACCAUCGUCACUGGGGUUUUUUUACGCAAAAGUAACGGAUUCAUCAGGUUCAACUGACUCACUGACAAGCCAACGUUCUUUGAAUAUCACCGAAGAAAACGCACAGGUUUGUGAUUUUUGACCAACAGCCUGCACGAUGGAGGGCCAAAUGACAGUAGUGACCAAUCCCACUGUGAAUGUGCGCCUAACGAGCAUCAUCUCCUCCUUCGAGGUGCAGCGAAGGUUCAACAGGGGGAUCGUUAUUGCAGAACUGAAGGGAAAGUUGGAGAUGAUUGUGGGCGCACCUGCCUCCAGCAUGGACCUGGAGUUAUACAGUGUCUCAGACAAGUUCCUGCAGAAAAUGGACGACAAUGAAGCUUUGCUGGGCUCCUAUCCUGUGGAUGAUGACUGUAGGAUACAUGUUAUUGAUAGAAGUGGAGGCCAGAUGGGCGAGUUUACAGAUGUUUCCAAAGUGGAGAAGUUUGAAAUCUCAGAAGAAGCUUAUGAAAAGAAACCAGACUCAGCAAGGUCAUUCAUGAAGAAACACCGUAUCGGUCACUUCAAUGAGGAAGAAAAGGCCAAGAAGAAAGCCGAGCUGGCUGCUCAAGAAGAGGAACAGAGGGCUGCAGCUGAUGCCAUUUCUGUUGGCAGCCGAUGCCAAGUGCAGGUCCCAGGGCAACCACUGAAGCUUGGCACAGUCAUGUAUGUUGGUACAACAGAUUUCAAGCAAGGCAGUUGGGUGGGUGUGAAGUACGAUGAGCCCCUAGGAAAGCACAAUGGAACCGUUGAAGGGAAGCAAUACUUUGAUUGUGAGAACAAAUAUGGUGGAUUUGUGAAGCCCCUGAGCGUGACCGUGGGAGACUUCCCUGAGGAGGAUUAUGGUUUAGAUGAGAUGUAGGACUGUGUAGGUUUUUUUUGCCCUGUAUUUUAAGUGUCAAGCAUAAGUUAUUCAUUCACAAAUGUUGAAGGGGAAUCAUUGUUAUCAUUUUAACUGAUGUCUUUUGUUUGUCUUGUCCUUCUUUUGAAGGUUUCCUCCCAAGGCAUUUUAGCCUCAAUAACUUUGAUGCAACACAACAGAAGUGAAUGUCAGAUAUUGGUCUGUUGGUGUAGUGGAUAUGAUAGUAAUACAGGAUAAAAAACAAGAGUAGCUCACACAAACAAGUGUUUGAUAAAGGAGACUAUUUCUUCAUGUGAGACAGCAAUUUCAUACGUAGUUCUUCACUCCACGCACUUAGUAACAUCAGUCAAUGGUUCAAGUCAUUCCAACAUUUUCCCAAACAAAUUGUCAAACAAGAAAUUCACAGUUAAAGAGGGAAAAAAAAUACCUCCCUGCAACAGUAGCCUUAAUAAUCCAUAAAAAAACAAAGCUGUUAUUGGUAUUUUGAGUCAGGGCUACCACCCCUUUAAACAAAAACUCUUGUUCCCAUUUGCUAUACUUGCAGUUGUCGUUGUUUAAAUAGGUGUUAAAUGCCUGGAAUAAGAGUGUAAACAUACAAAUGUAUACAUUUCCUCUGUGAACAUCUUUAAAUUCCUUAGUUUUCAUUUUGUGUUUAUUUUUGGUAUGUAAAAACAGUUAAAUUUUUAGGCUUCCAAGUCGAUACAAGAUGUAACUCUCCUUUUGUUUUUUUCUGACUGAAAAUUAAAUCGUCUGCACUUUAAUGUUUACCGUUUAUAUUGAAUCUCUGAAAUAAAAGGCAUUGAAAUGGCAGUUCAUCUACUUAAUGUGAGAAAAGGUCCUCUGUAUACAAAUGGACUGACAAAAUCCAAAAAUGUAUCCAAAAGUGUUUUCUGGAAAAUGUCCAUUGCAGUGUCCAAAAUAGUUUCAUUGGGGGCUGAAUCGUGUGAGUCCUUUUCUACGAGAGCUCAACCUGAACUGUUAGAUUGUAUGAAUACAUACAUUUAAAGUAACAUUAAAUUUUAAGUCAUUACCGACAGGCAUUUUGUCUUUCCCUAGAUUUCCAUAUAAGUACAACACAUAGAGUUUCAUGCUGUUUUAAGCUUUACAAUAUAUAGUAUUAGUCUUUGUUCAGGUUGGUGGCUUAAGUAAGACGUCAUGUAGUGGAGAUGUAAAAGUAACUUUGAGAGUUGUACCACUUUAUGCAUAGUUUUGAUUAGAUACCAUCAAUACCUAAUUGGUCAUCAGUGUAACAUUAUAUAUAUUAAAAAAACAAUGAACCCCUAAAAACUGUAAAACUUUGAAAUGAUGUAUUUGCUGCUCUUGUAUCUACAUAAAUAACAUUAUGUCGUGCUCACUCUGAAUUUACCAGUUCUUCUCUAUAGUCACAACAACACUCAGCGUUUGAUUGUGUCCAUUUGAACUGAAUGACAUGCCUCAUUAAUGAUUUAUCAUAUUUUAUUUUGUAUAUAAGUUGAAUUCUGCUACCAUGCCUUUUUUGUCGUCUAAAGAAAAAUGUCGAUGAAUAAUUUGUGUGGUUUCUUUUCAAGGAAAUGCCAGUACCACAUAUACAAAAGUGUGUUGUUCUCUUUUCUUUUUGAAAAGUUCUGAUAAUCUCAAAGGUGCUGGAUUACUUUGUGCCAAAGGGUACUGCAUGAUAAAAAAUAAUUGGUCACUACAGUAGCUUAUCAAAUUGAGUUGAUUUGCCUGUAUGUGUAAUGUAACAUGAACCAAUUAAACUCUGCCAGAAACUUGAUUUAUGGCACUUGGCAAUA
Messenger RNA from Scophthalmus maximus (turbot), 2706 nucleotides. It is a transcript of the gene tbcb, whose product is annotated as tubulin folding cofactor B. Gene Ontology annotation, molecular function: alpha-tubulin binding; microtubule plus-end binding. The transcript is spliced from 7 exons. Bases 194 to 934 code for a protein of 246 amino acids. The record is from RefSeq and is a predicted model, not a curated record. NCBI's taxonomy places the organism in Eukaryota, Metazoa, Chordata, Actinopteri, Pleuronectiformes, Scophthalmidae. Gene Ontology annotation, cellular component: microtubule plus-end; cytoplasm; nucleus. Gene Ontology annotation, biological process: post-chaperonin tubulin folding pathway; cytoplasmic microtubule organization; tubulin complex assembly.